Sorghum bicolor (sorghum) is the source of this 1642-nucleotide messenger RNA. Its product is annotated as dnaJ homolog subfamily C member 17. Lineage: Eukaryota; Viridiplantae; Streptophyta; Magnoliopsida; Poales; Poaceae. Bases 279 to 1172 code for a protein of 297 amino acids. The record is from RefSeq and is a predicted model, not a curated record. Gene Ontology annotation, molecular function: RNA binding. The transcript is spliced from 4 exons.
UUUCCUUGACGGCUUUCAACCCCAUCGCCCAUCUCGGCCCGCCACCCGAGCAGCAACCGAUUCCAAAUCCGUCGUCCUCUUUGUGUUUCCAUCGCCAGUCAGCCCGACGCGCGCCGGGCUCGGGGUUCCCAGCCGCCUCUAGUCGUGCCCCCAGCUCGGCAACCCCCCACUCGAUCUAGGGUUUGGGCACCCUCCGUUUGCUCAAAGCGCCGACCCCUCGCCCUGCGUCUCCAUCCCACCAAGCGGAGUCGAGGGCCCGCGGCAUCUCUUCGGGCGCCAUGGCGGCGUUGGUGCAGGAGGCGGAUGACGUCGACCACUACGAGGUGCUCUGCCUCCCGUCGGGGGAGGAAGGCGCGGCGCUGACCGUCGAGCAGAUCGAGAAGGCGUACCGGACUCAGUCGCGGCUGCGCCACCCCGACAAGCGCCCCGACGAUCCCAACGCCACCGCCGACUUCCAGCGCCUCUCCAGCUCCUACAAGCUCCUCCGCGACGAAUCCCUCCGCCGCCAGUUCGACGCGCGCCUCCGCGGCCGCCGCGAGGCAGCCGCCCGCGCCGCUGCCGCGGGCGUCAAGCGCCGGAAGGCCGUCUCCGACCUCGAGGAGCGUGAGCGCGCAGCCGCCGCGGGCAUUCCCGCUGACCCCGAGGAGCUCGCCAAGCGCGAGGCCAAGCGGAUGGCCGCCGACAUUGAGCGCGAGCUCGCAGCGUUCCGCGCCGCCAAGCAGGCUUCUGCAUCAGGUGCCGCAUCGACUUCGGCGCAUGGAGAUAGGAAGGGUGGAACCCCACAGGACGCGGUGAAAACGGACAAGGCCAAGAUCUUGAAGGUUUCAUGGGAUGGGAGUGCUGAUUCCUAUAAUGCGGCAAAGUUGGAGGAGCUCUUCCAGAAAUUUGGCAAAGUUGAAGACGUUGUUAUCAAGACAAGGAAAUCAAGGAGUAAGGGCUCAGCAAUUGUAGUCAUGGGUUCAAAAGAAGCUGCAUUAUUGGCAAUACAGAACCAUUUCUCUCUGUUUCCAUUAAAUGUUGCUCCUGUUCAAGAAUCGGGUGGAUUACCAGCAAGGUCAGCACAAACAUAUGAAUCUACUGCAAGCAACAUUGAUGGAACUGGAUUUAGCGAUUUGGAAGCAUCGGUGUUCCGAAAACUUCAAGAGGCCCAGAAAAGGAAACAGUGUGGUUAAUUGCUUUGUUCUGAUCUGAUGCAUAGUGCUAUAUAUAUGACAUCUCACACAACAGACAAUACCUGAGGAUCGCCUGGGUAGCGAGUUACAGAAAUCUGAACCACACAUUUCUUGAGUUCGAGUCUUGUCGCAGAUAAAGUUCUCUCUGAGUCAUAGCAACGGCAGAUCAAUUUUUCUGUCACUGUACAAACCAAUGUAUGUAUGAAUAGUUUGUAUUAUCAAAUUCAGGCUUGUCCUGCGAAGACAUGGUGCAACACUUUUUCGCUGGAAAUUGGGAAGAUAUCACCCUUACGAUGCUCCUAGGAUAUUUUGUGAUGCUUCAGCUGAAUCUCGUAGAGUCAUGGUUGUCAGUUGUGAAUUUUUUUCUUUUUUUGAAAAGGUCAGUUGUAAUUUUGAUGUGCUCGACAGUCGACAUGAAUACUGCACGGCAGCAGCUGCUACUGUGGACGCGUAAUAAAUCGUUCGCCAUU